Messenger RNA from Ctenopharyngodon idella (grass carp), 4224 nucleotides. RefSeq names its product NLR family CARD domain-containing protein 3-like. The record is from RefSeq and is a predicted model, not a curated record. Gene Ontology annotation, molecular function: protein binding. Bases 382 to 3075 code for a protein of 897 amino acids. NCBI's taxonomy places the organism in Eukaryota, Metazoa, Chordata, Actinopteri, Cypriniformes, Xenocyprididae. The transcript has 9 exons.
CCAUUAACACCAGAAGAAGAAGAGGAAAACGAAAGUAAAGUCACAACACUGUGAACAACAUCAACAGAGAUACCAAAUAAACAUGUUGCUCUCUGGAUUUGAUCCUUGCGAUGUUCCAGAAAACAUUCACAAUGAUAACCAAAUCUAACACUCGCGGUCAUUUAUGAAUAUUUAAUCCACAAUCCAUCGAUCAGCAAGAGAUUUUGAGAACGACGCGCGCUGACAGACAACAAGAGAAGGAGGAAAAAGAGGACGUUUAUAUAAAAUACUUAUAAAUUCUCUUCGUAGUGGACAAGACUUCAAGAAAGUCCUGCUGAACGAUUGAUUGUUUUCUCAAACCAGUGCUGAUCAGAGGAGCGAGGAAAGGACUCUCUCUCUAAGAUGAGUCUCUCAGAGAAACACAGUGUAAGAUCAGGAUCACAUGUGUCCAGCUCUGUGUCUCUGAAGAGUGACCGGUCAAAAGACAGAGGACCAAACUUCAGUGAGAAAACACCACUAUCUAAUAAAAGUGUAAGAUCAGGCUCACAUGUGUCCAGCUCUGUGUCUCUGAAGAGUGAUCAGUCAAAAGGAAGAGGACCAAACUUCAGUGGGGAAAAACCAUCAUCUAAUAAAAGGCUUCGAUAUGAGACAUUAGACUCAGACGUUCAGACUCACAGGAACCACAAGAAUUUCAAAGACAAUCUCCUGUGGAUCUUCCAGGAUCUUGAGAGUAAAAUAAUCACAUUUCUGAAGAAUGAGCUGGAAAAGUUUAAGAAAAUAUUAGAAAAUGAGAACAAACAAAACUUUGUGAAGGACUUUAAUGAGAAUAGAUGCAGUAUCAAAGCAGCAGCUCUUGAUCUCACACUACAUUACCUGAGAGAGAUGAAGCAAGAUGAAGCUGCUGAUGCUCUAGAAGAUGAGCUGCUCUUCAUUCAUCAGCUAAAAUGUGGCUUAAAAAAGAAGUAUCAAUGUGUGUUUGAAGGAAUGGCGAAGCAUGGUGACUCCAUACUUCUGAAUAACAUCUACACAGAUCUCUAUAUCACUCAGGGUGGCAGUGAACAGGUCAAUACUGAACAUGAGGUCAGACAGAUUGAAGUUGCUUCCAGGCGUCAUGAAUCUCAAGAGAUUCAGGUUAAAUGCACAAAUUUGUUUGAAGCUCCUGAACAAGACGAGGAGAUCCGAACUGUACUGACAAAAGGAGUCGCUGGCAUCGGAAAAUCAGUCUCUGUGCAAAAGUUUGUUCUGGACUGGGCUGAAGGAAAAGAAAAUCAAGAUAUCAGUUUCAUAUUUCCUCUUCCAUUCAGAGAGAUGAACUUAAAGGAGAAAGAAAAACUAAGUUUGAUGGACCUUAUAACUCAUUUUUUCCCUGAGACAAAAGGACUGAACCUUACAAGAAGGAAUCAAUUCAAAGUCCUGUUCAUCCUUGAUGGAUUGGACGAAUGUCGCCUUCCUCUGAAGUUUGAUUGUAAUGAGACGUGGUGUGAUGUAUCGUCACCAGCCUCUCUGGAUGUUCUCCUAACGAACCUCAUGAAGGGAAAUCUGCUUCCUUCUGCUCUCAUCUGGAUCACCACCAGACCAGCAGCUGCCAGUAAGAUUCCUCCUGACUGUAUCGACCGGCUGACAGAGAUACGAGGAUUCAGUGACGCUCAAAAGCAAGAGUACUUCAAAAAAAGAUUCAUGGAUCAGAAUCAGGCCAACAUAAUCAUUGAUCAUGUUAAAAAGUCAAAGAGUCUCUUUAUCAUGUGCCACAUCCCAGUCUUCUGCUGGAUUUCAGCCACUGUUCUCCAGAACAUUCUGGAGGAGAAAAGAGAUAAUGAUGUGAAAAACAAUCAGGCUGAUGAGAUCUCUAAAACACUACAGGAAUCAAAUACUGAAGACACUCCCAAGACUCUGACACAAAUGUACACACACUUUCUCCGCUUUCAGAUCCAGCAGAGCUGCCGAAAGUAUGAUGGAGAAUACGCAGCAGAUGUUUCCUGGGAUAAAGACGCCAUCCUUUCACUGGGGAAACUGGCAUUUCAUCAGCUGGAAAGAAACAACGUGAUCUUCUAUGACACAGACCUGGAAGCCUGUGGUAUUGACGUCUAUAAGGCAUCAGUGUACUCAGGCAUGUGUACCCAGAUCUUUAAGGAGGAAACAGGGAUCAUUCUUGGUACCAUGUACUGCUUUGUUCACUUGAGCAUUCAAGAGUUUUUUGCAGCCCUUUAUGCACAUCUGUUUCUAGACAUCAACAAGAAAAGUGUGUUUGUUCAUGAGUCUACAGAACAGAAAAGCAAAAAUGAAACCAUGAUUGAUUUUCUGAAGACUGCAGUGGACGAGGCGCUCAAGAGUGACAAUGGACACCUGGACCUUUUCCUUCGCUUCCUCCUCGGUCUGUCACUCCAGUCCAAUCGACGACUCUUACGGGGUCUCUUGACACAGCAAGACGGCAAUGACCAGAGCAACAAGGAAAUAGUUCAGUAUGUCAAGCAGAAAUUAGAAGGUAAUCUGUCUGCAGAGAGAUCUAUCAAUCUGUUCUACUGUCUGAAUGAACUGAACGACCAAACUCUGGUGAAGGAGAUUCAGACCCACCUUAGCAAAGGACGUCUCUCAUCUGGUGACCUUUCACCUGCCCAGUGGUCUGCUUUGGUCUUUGUGUUGUUGACAUCAGAGGAAGAGCUAGAGGAGUUUGAGCUUCAGAAAUUCAAGAAAUCAGACGAGUGUCUCAUUAGAUUAUCGGCAGUCAUCAAAACCUCCAGAAGAGCUCUGUUAAAUGACUGUAACUUAACAGACAAAAGCUGUUCAGCUCUGGCUGCAGUUCUUGGAGCAGAUACUAAUCUGAGAGAGCUGAACAUGAACAAUAAUAAUUUGCAGGAUUUAGGAGUGGAGCUGCUCUGCACUGGACUGAAGAAUUUAAACUGUAAAUUGGAGAUACUGAGACUCUCUAACUGCAGUGUAACAGAAGAAGGUUAUAAAGCUCUGGCUUCAGCUCUGAGAUCAAACCCUUCACACCUGAUAGAGCUGGAUCUCACAGGAAAUGAUCCUGGACAAUCAGGAGUGAAGGAGCUCAGUGAUUUACUACAGGAUCCAAACUGUCAACUGAAGACACUGAGGUGAGACGGGAUGAAAUAAUGAACAUUAUUAACAAAAUAUGCAAGCUAACAAAAUAUGGAGGCUAAAUAGUCAUAACAAGUAUAUCAUUUUAGUCAUACAAUAAGUUAGACAAUUUGUUGCAUCAAAAUGAUCAAGAUCAGAUCAGAUGCUGCAGGUUCUGACAUGAUGAUGAUAACCGUCAACACAGUUUAGUUGUGGUUCAAGCUACAGGUCAAAUAGACAUUAUGGGUCAGUAUAUGUGCUAUUCUGGAGCAGUGUUGGGUGUAAUGCGUUACUGUAAUUAAAUUACUUAUCCACUGAAAAAGUGAUUACUGUUCAUUUUUAGGUAAUUUUAAUUACAGUUGCUUAUAAUGUACUUGCGUUACAUACUGUAAAUUAGUUCAAUAGUUCUGUUUAAAUCAAUAUUGAAUUUAAAAUCUAAAUUUGUUGUCUAAAGGUAAAAGUGAACGCUGUCUCUAUUUAGAAUAAUAAGGAGAAGGACAUAGUUUCACUAAUAAUUUGUUUUGCACAAAUCAAUACAUCAUUUUAAUUCUUUUGGAGUUAUUGGAAUACUUCUUUCAUGUUGUGGACAAUUUUAAGAUUUUGGUCUAUUUUUGCUUCCAAGUCUUCUUUUACUGUAAUGGAAAGAAAACUUCCAAAAUACACAUUUAGAUGGUGUUUGUUUUAAGCCUACUACCCUCCGUAUGUUUGCAUCUGUAGAUUUCUUCUAAAUUAACCAAAACAAGCUAAUCUGCAUAUUUAAACACAUUGACCCCCAGUUUCACAUAUGAGGCUUAAACUAGUCCUAGACUAAAAUGCAUGUUUGAGCUGUUUUAACUGAAAGUAACUUGUACUGACAGAUCUUAAAAUAUGUCAGAGCCAUUGUUUUGUGUCAAGAUGCACACCAGUAAUGUUUUUUUCUUGGGUAUGUUUAUAAAACCUACUUAAAUAUCCUAAUUGAACUAAGGCCUAAUCCUGGCUUAGGCUAAGCCCUGUCUGUGAAACUGGGCCCAAGAGUUAUUUUCCCCCUGAAAUGUUACAAGUACAUAAUAUGUAUUAUAACAAAUGCCUGCAGAGGGCGCCAAAAGCCUGGUAAUUGUUGUUGUUACACAGCACGAUCAAAUCCUUGUUUUUGGCCAACCAGCAUAAUUAAAAAUAUAACAUUAGUUAAAU